AUGACCAUUGAAGAAUAUAGGCCAGAUCAAAAAAACGUUUCCACUCCGUCUAUUGUGAGUGUGGAUGACAAGACAACUAAUGCUUCUCAUAUUUCCAAUGCUGGUCAAGACAAUGUCGACGACUAUAUUUCCAAGUUCUUGGAUAUGUCCAAUACCGCUAAGGCUGAAGAUGAAAGAGAUAAAACUAUGCCGCUUAAAGAAUGUAUAAGAACCUUCCCUAAAGCUUGUUUUUGGUCAGUCGUUUUAUCAACUGCAUUGAUUAUGGAAGGUUAUGAUACCAAUUUGCUUGCUAGUUUUUAUGCAUAUCAAGGUUUUGCUAAAAAAUUUGGUAGAUACUACGAAGAUUUAGGGGAAUAUCAAGUCCCUGCCAAGGAUCAACUUGGGUUGUCGAUGUGUUAUCAAACUGGUCAACUAGUCGGUGUUUACAUUGGUGCUCAUUUGGUCGAUAUUAUUGGUUACAGGUACACUCUUAUUCCAGCUUUGGCUUCAUCCAUUGGGUUAAUAUUCAUUCAAUUUUUUGCACCAAAUGUUAGUGUUUUGAUGGUUUCUUAUGUGUUGUUAGGGAUUAAUUGGGGUAGUUAUCAAACAGUGUGUGUUUCUUACGCCAUGGAUAUUGCCCCUACCACAUUGCGACUUUAUCUUACCACCUAUAUUAACUGUUGUUGGGUGUUCGGACAAUUGAUUUCAUCUGGGGUCGUUAAAGCAGUGCUGGAAAUGACAGAUCCUCAUGCAUACCGUAUUGCCUUUGCUAUUCAAUGGAUUUGGCCCAUUCCAAUUAUGACAGGUAUCUUUUUUGCUCCUGAGUCACCUUGGUUCUUGGCCAGGAAAGGUCGUUUGGAAGAAGCCAAACAUUCGUUGGAACGUUUAUUGUCUCAAAAUAAACAUAUCCCAGAUAAAUCUAUUGUUUCACAAAGUAUGUUGACAAAAAUCCAAAUGACUAUCAAAGAAGAAGACGCUGUUUCUGCUGGUUCAUCUAUUAUCGAAUGUUUUAAAGGAACAAACUUUAGAAGAACUAGAAUUGCUGCUUUUACUUGGUUAAUUCAAAACAUUACCGGUUCAAGUUUGAUGGGUUAUUCAACAUACUUUUACCAAAACGCCGGUGUACCAGUUUCCAUGUCAUUCAAUUUCUCAAUUAUUCAAUAUUGUUUAGGAAUUCUUGGUACCAUUGGAUCUUGGUUCUUGUCACAAAAAUGUGGUCGUUUCACAAUCUACUUUUAUGGAUUAUGUACUAUGACUCUUCUUUUGUUGCUUACUGGUGGUAUGGGUACUUCCGACAAGAAGUCACUUAGUAUGGCCGUUGGUAGUAUGCUUUUGGUUUACACAUUUGUUUAUGAUUUAACUAUUGGACCAAUGUGUUACUGUAUUGUUGGUGAGAUGCCUUCGUCCAAACUCAGAGCCAAGACAGUGAUGUUAGCAAGAAAUUUGUUUAAUAUUGCUGGUAUUAUCAUUGCUAUCGUAACUCCAUACAUGUUGAAUCCAACUCAGUGGAACUGGAAAGCAAAAUCGGCAUUCUUAUGGGCUGGUUUCGCAAUUUUAUCAGCUAUUUGGGUGUACUUUGAAUUGCCAGAAACUAAAGGUAGAACUCUUGCUGAAUUAGAUAAGAUGUUUGAAGAUAAAGUCCCAGCAAGAAAAUUCAAAUACACUACUCCAAACACUUUUGAUGCCGGUGAAAUGAUGGAAAAGAUGGGUAAUACUGGCCUUAAGAGUAUUGUUCUUGAUACUGAGCAUGUUGAGGAAGCAUCUCAUAUCGAAUCAAAAGUCUAA
Messenger RNA from Candida dubliniensis CD36, 1764 nucleotides. It is a transcript of the gene MAL31, whose product is annotated as maltose permease. The coding region runs from base 1 to 1764 and encodes 587 amino acids. The transcript has a single exon. The record is from RefSeq and is a predicted model, not a curated record. Lineage: Eukaryota; Fungi; Ascomycota; Pichiomycetes; Serinales; Debaryomycetaceae. Gene Ontology annotation, molecular function: carbohydrate:proton symporter activity. Gene Ontology annotation, biological process: transmembrane transport; carbohydrate transport. Gene Ontology annotation, cellular component: membrane.